AAAUUGCACCAUCAUUUAUUCUGGUUAAAUCUACAAAUACCGAAUUUUACGACAUGAUUUGUCAGUUGUGUUUCGCCUCUUAAUUUCUGUGUCCAGUCAAGCAGCAGGGUCGCCUCUUCAUCAUGUUCAGGGCACUCAGACCAGUCAUGUUUCUUUUGGGAAUCCUGUUCGUCUUCUCGGCGGUAGAUUGUAAACUCAACUCCGGAGAUGGUAACUAUGACAUGGUGCUGAUGGUCGAGAAGACAAAUGGUGUUGAAGCCAGGAAGAACCUCGCCAAGGCGCUCAUCACGCGUCUGAACGUCAGCCCAGACAAUGACAGGCUCGCCUUGUACUCUUACAUCGGGCAGGACAUGAAAGUGUUCUAUGAGCUGACCGGGACUGUCGCCCCCAGCAAGCCACAUGCGCUCAAGAAAGUCGCCAGCAUCAAGAAGAAGACAUCCACAAAAAAGACUAACAUGUUCUUUGAGUUGAAGACAGCGGCAUCAGAUCUCCCUACCUCGUUCAUGCCUGCCAGGUUCCUUCGGGCCAAAUCCAAGAAAGCAGUGGUCUUCGUGGCAUCCGCUGGGGUGUCACCGGCCAAGAUGACAGAGGCGGUGAACGCACUCAAGCAGCUGAAGACCAGGAGCAUCAAGCUGGUCGUGUUUGAUUACAAUAGUGGAGCAAGUGCUCCUUUCGUCAAAGCUCUUAAGGCGAAUGGGGGCACUUACAUUCCUUUCACUGAUGCCAAUAUCGGAGCAGCAGUGGCUAAGUUUUUAGGAUAGAACCUAUACUUUGAAGCUAAGAACAUGUACUGUGAAUGUGUAUGCACUAGGCCUAAUGCCGUAAUAGAUGUACAUGUAUGUCCGAAAAGAACUCUGUACGUGAUUCUUGAAUUUUCAGAAAGGUGCUCUCGCAACUACACCAAAAAGAAGUGUCUUCGUUCAGUUUCCUUCUGAAAUGAACAAAGGAUAUUAAAGAAUAUUAUAUCUCA
Lineus longissimus is the source of this 970-nucleotide messenger RNA. RefSeq lists its product as uncharacterized. The transcript has 3 exons. Lineage: Eukaryota; Metazoa; Nemertea; Pilidiophora; Heteronemertea; Lineidae. The coding region runs from base 123 to 761 and encodes 212 amino acids. The record is from RefSeq and is a predicted model, not a curated record.